CGUCAGUGUUACCCAACACCUUUUACAGAAAGGUGCUAUAAAAUCUACUUUAAAGUUAUACCAUUGGUUUAAUAAAGAAUAGACCAUGGUGCCAACACCGCAAGAACUGAAUGCAGCUCCUCAAGGAGUAGGCGAUGGAGAGAAGUCGGCAGACAGGGUCGUGAUCUCCGGCAUGUCUGGCCUUUUCCCCAACUCUUACCACGUGAAAGACCUUGCCGAAGUAUUGUACAACAAGCAAGAUCCAAUCUCUUCGAAACCUCGAUGGCAGUACAACCACCCCGAGGUAGCUCCGUUCACUGGGAAGGUGCCUGACCUAGAACAUUUUGACGCACAAUUCUUCAAGGUGCACUUUCGUUUGGGCCACACGAUGGACGCUAUGGCUCGCAAGAUACUGGAACAAGCAUAUCAAGCUAUUUAUGAUGCUGGUGUAAGUCCGGAACAUCUCUCCGGAAAGAAGGUGGGCGUGUUCAUCGGCACCUGCUUCUCUGAGACUGAGAAGGCGAGUUUCUACGUGGCCAGCACGAGGAACGGAUUCGGCAUCGCUGGAUGUAACAAAUCUAUGUUCGCCAACCGAAUCUCUUACUGGCUGAACGCGAAAGGGCCGUCGAUGUCGAUCGACGAGUCUUGCUGCAGCUCUAUAGCGGCGCUGGAGCAGGCGUACCUAGCAUUAAGUCGAGGCGACUGCGAGGCGGCCAUUGUUGGCGGCGGCAACAUCUGUCUGCAUCCGCAGGCAUCGCUGCACUACGGCAGGAUCAUGUCAUUAAGCAUGGACGGGAAAACUAAAUCUUUUGAUGAGAAAGCAUCUGGCUGCGCGAAGUCGGAAGCUAUCAACGUUCUGUUUCUUCAGAAGGCAAAGGAUGCUCUGCGAAUCUACGCGGAUGUAGUCCACGUUAAGAGUGAAUUUUUACAAAUUGUGAACAGUGAGACCGGGCCUAGGUACGGGUUUUACCGCGAUCCGCGGGAUGUAGCUGUGUUUUUGAAUAACUUCUACAAGGAAGCAAGAGUUCCGCCGCAAGCCGUCGAGUAUGUUGAAGCAUUUGGAUCAGCUAUUCCAGAGGCAGAUAAAGCAGAAUUGGAGUCAAUCGACGAUGUAUUCUGCAAAGACAGGAAACAGGAACUUCUUGUGGGCAGUGUUAUGUCAAACAUCGGGUAUGGUGAAGCGGCUUCGGGAAUCUCUGCUGUUACCAAGGUUCUUUUAGGUUACCAUACAGGUGCACUGGCAGCCAACUUACAUUGUGAUACACCGAGGAAAGAUGUCGCGGCACUACGCGAUGGUCGCAUACGCAUCGUGACCGAACACCAGCCGUUCAACAGAACAUAUGUUGCUGUGAAUGGUAUUGCUAUCACUGGCGUCAACGCACAUGUUUUAUUACAUGGACAUUUUAAACCCAAGGAUCUAAACCGAUACAAAUCUAACAUUCCUCACUUGGUUACUGUUUCUGCGAGACAAGAUUCGUCGGUAAAAAAAAUUUUAGCCGACCUGAAGUCCAAAACUAUCGACCCUGAGGAGUUGGCUCUUUUCCAUAACAUACAUGAGACCAGAAUCAGCGGUCAUUUGGGCAGAGGUUUCACUAUUCUAUCUACCAAUGCGGAAGGAGAGACAGUGUCAGUAUGUGAGAAGGCGGACUACUUUGACGACGCGCAGCGUCCUCUGUGGUUUGUGUACAGCGGCAUGGGCUCGCAGUGGGCCGGCAUGGGCACGCAGCUUAUGCGCAUACCGAUUUUCGCGGCUGCUAUUGAACGUUGCCAUCGUGUUCUGGAACCUCUGGGAGUGAACAUAGUGGACAUCAUAACCAAUCCCGACAAGACGACAUUCGACCACAUUCUGAACUCGUUCGUCGGCAUCGCCGCCGUGCAGAUCGGUCUCACCGAUGUGCUGAAAGCACUCGGACUGGUGCCGGAUAAGAUUAUAGGCCACAGUGUCGGAGAGUUGGGCUGCGCAUACGCCGACGGUUGCUUCACUGCUGAAGAAAUGAUACUAGCAGCCUAUUACCGUGGUCUUGUAUCUGUACAGACACCUUUCAUCCGAGGAUCUAUGGCUGCUGUGGGGAUUGGUUAUAAACAGGUGAUCAAACUGUGCCCACCAGAGAUUGAGGUUGCGUGUCACAACGGCCCCGAAUCCAGCACCAUAUCCGGUCCAGCUGACGUCAUGAAGGAAUUCGUAGCUCAGCUCACCGAGAAGCAGAUAUUCGCCAAGGAAGUCCCAUGCUCGAAUAUUGCUUACCACUCCAGAUAUAUUGCUAAAGCUGGUCCUGCUCUUCUCAAGUAUAUGAACCAAGUGAUCAAGUCACCGAAGCUUCGUAGUGAUAAAUGGGUGUCAACUUCAGUACCGCAAGAGAGAUGGAACGAACCCAUCGCUCAAUACUCUUCAGCGGAAUAUCACACUAACAAUCUACUUAAUUCGGUGCUAUUCGAAGAGACGUCAAAAUUGAUACCACCUAACGCUGUACUCGUGGAGAUAGCUCCCCAUGGCUUACUGCAAGCUAUCCUCAAGCGAUCCCUGCCAGAGUCCUGUCGCCACGUUCCUCUCACUAGGCGAGGACAUCCAGAUAAUGUGCAAUUCCUGCUUGAAGCUGUUGGAAAACUUUACAUGGAGGGGUACAAUCCAAAAGUUGCAGCGCUGUAUCCUCAAAUCGAGUUCCCCGUUUCCACAGGGACUCCAAUGUUGUCCCAUUUGGUAGAAUGGGCUCAUCAUGAGAAAUGGAACAUCCCGCUGUAUGUAUCAGCGCAUAGAAUUGUCGCAGCUUCAUGCAAGUUUGUCUACUCCGUUUACGAUGUGGAAAAUGAAUAUCUUACUGGAAGUGUAAUAAGAGGAAAGAAUACAUUACCGUUCACGUCAGCUCUGAUCGCAGCUUGGGACUUACUUGCCAUGUCGCUCGGUCUGCUAAAGAAACAAUUGUCGGUGCAAUUCAAAGAUGUAAAGUUGUACUGCCAACCGAUGCUUCAUAAGCAGCGUCAGUUGCGCCUCUUCGCUACCCUUCACCGUGGAACGGGCUAUUUCGAGAUUAUGGACGAACAUAACAGAGUUGCAACGGGUUAUAUCAAGGGUGAAGUUGAAGAUGACGAGAGGCCGUUCAUAAACGAAUUCACCUCAUCCGAGGAAUUGGAUUUAAAAUCAGAGGAUAUAUAUGAGAUAUUAAAAAAACGAGGAUUUAAUUACAGUGGUGAAUUCCAAAGCAUUCAGAAAUCAAACAAAUCGUUAACAGAAGCUCAAAUAAUCUGGAAUAACAACUGGGUGACUUUCAUUGAUGGCAUGUUACAAUUGAAUAUACUUGCUCGAUCUCACGACUCGAUCUCCCUGCCUACACACAUCAGGAAGAUAAUCAUCGAUAUUAAGAGGCACAGCGAAACACAAGUUGGCAAUAAAAAUGUCAUGACAGCUCAAGUUUUUGAUAUACUUAAGUAUACAAGAUGCGGUGGUGUUGUUAUAGAAGAUCUUAAGUUCCGUGAUCUGCCAUCAUUGACAAAGGAAGCAGAUUUGAUGGCACUGAAAGUUGUUCCGUAUUUCCAACAAAAUACAACAGACUUCUCCACCGCCAUGUUGAUAUUGCUUCAAAUCGUAGCUGAGAAUUUGAAUAAAACGAACAUCAAUAUUGUCGAACUUUGUGAUAACGAUGACGAAGAGUCAAGUUUCGAAAACUUGACUGAUGUUUUUAAAAUGAUGCCCUCAAUUAAAGUUCAACACAAUAAAAUCAAUAGAAGAAACGUGCUGGAAGAAAGAGUUCAUUUCCUAACGGAUGUUGAUUUGCUGCUCGUUACAGAUCUGUCCAAAGAUGAUAAGUUAUGUCAAACACUUUACCGUGUUCUCUGCCGUGAUAACUUUAUAGUAAACAGAGACAAUGAUGCAAGUGAAUCACCUUUAAAUAGACCAUCAGCUUUGUACCGUGUAGUCAGUGCGCAAAAUAUGAAAAACAGUCGCGUAGAGCUGGUAAGAUGGCGACCAACAACUACUACAGCGUCUACCAGUGCGUUUACUGUACGAACAGCUUCAGAUUUAGCUUUACUGGUUUCCUCACAAGCAACUCUACCACAACGACACAAGUUGCUCAUCAUUACGUCAUAUCCACCAAUCGAUGGGCUUAAGGAACUGGUGCAGAAAUGGAGAAAGGAUCGCAACCAAAUCUACGUUGUUAUGAUUAAUCAUAAAAUCGCUGAAGAUCAAACAAUCGAUCAGUUGCCUAAUUUAGAUUUGGCUUUCAACGUGCUCGAUAAUGGUCAAUGGUGCGGCGAAUUCACUGUUCCACUUCAACAGAAACUUUCCACAGCACAUAAUGUAACACUUCAAAGUUCUCGCAUCGGAGAUUUCAAUUCUUUGCACUGGGUAGAGAUGCCCAAUAGCAAAGGUUCUGGAGUAAAAGUUAAUGUCCACUACGCUGGAAUUAAUAAUACUGAUAUUAAGAGAUGUUCAGGAAUAAUCCCACGUGUUGGAAAAGAAAACUGUUUUGGAAUGGACUUCAGUGGUGUGACUGAGAGUGGUGAGCGUGUAAUGGGCGUUUUGCCGUCCGGUGCGCUCAGCUCGCACGUGCUGGCGGAUCCCAAGCUGCUGUGGCCGGUUCCCGAGCACUGGACAUUGGAGGAGGCGGCCACCGUACCACUCGCAUACUCAUUCGCCCUCUACUGUAUUGGUAUUAAAGUCAUGCUAAACUCGAAAAUGAAAGUGCUCGUGCACGGUGGCGCGGGUGCACUUGGUCAGGCUGUCAUAUCCAUAGCCUUGGCUAACGGGUGCGAUGUCUUCACUACGGUUAGCGACAUCAGCAAAAAACGAUUCCUGUGCAAGAUGUUCCCGCAACUUAAAGAAAAUCAAAUCGGCAACUCGCGUGAUCAUACCUUCGCUGACAUGGUACUGGCUGCCACCAAUGGUGAAGGAUGUCAUGUUACCAUAAGCUGUGUAACUGGAAAUCUUAAAGAUGUAACACUCAAAUGCUUGGGUCUCUGCGGGAUAAAUUUUGAUACAAUUCAAAUUACGACGCGUGACAAUUUCGCGUAUGGCAUGUUCAACAUGACAAAAGAGAGGUCCUACAUGGCCGUUGACUUUGCACAUGCUUUAAGGCAAGGAAACGUAAAAGAAAUCUCUAACUUACAGUUAAUGUUAGCUGAAGGCAUCAAGCGUGGCUACGUGCGGCCAUUGUCUCGUGUUGUGUAUAGUCCUUCUGAGGUGCCGCGUGCUUUCCGCUUGUUGGCAGCCAGUCGCCACCGUGGUCGUGCCUUGAUACAGCUGCGAGGAAAUCAAGAUGCUCACACACUGAAGACAGAACCUAGAUUAAACUGCUCACCUGAUUUAAGCCAUUUAAUUUUGUGCAACAAUAACUACUUGGGAUUAAGAAUCGCAGAAAGAUUAGUCCAGCGCGGCGCAACGAAGAUAUAUCUGCAUUCUUUGAAACCAUCUGGACGUCUUGAUUUCGAAAUUAGGUCACUCGAAAAACAAGGUGUGAAAGUAUUACUUUCCAACGAUGUAUUAAGGAGCAGUGAUGAUGUUAAUAAAUUGUUAGUUAAAUGCACAAAUCUAAGUCCUAUAGAAGGUGUCUACGUGAUCGCAGUUGAUGAUAAAUAUGAAGAACAAUUCAAUGUAAUUCAAGAGUUAGAUACGGCUACAAGAAAACUUUGCCCACAAAUUAGGUACUUUGGAGUUAUCAAUGGAACUACAGAUUACGGAGUUCAAUGUUGCCUCUCAAGAGUACAGGACAGAUUGCCAGCCACAUUGAUAAAACUACCAACACUCAAUAAGAUGGGUGAUCAUGAUUCGAAAUCCGAAGAAGCAUUAACCGAAAUGGAUGCCUUGAAUGUAUUUGAACGUAGCCUUAGAUCUACUGAGGCUGUUGUGAUCGCAAACACACGGGAAAUGCAGUCGCAAUCGCUUCUGCAACAAAUUGCGAAUGUGGCAGGUAUUGAAAUACCCCAAGACGUUGCAGAAGAGGCCACUUUAUCAGACCUAGACUUCGAUAGCGACAAGUCCGCAAACAUCACGACGUACUUACGAGAUGUUCACAAUAUAUCAGUGUUAGAAGAACACGUCCCAUACUUGACAGUGCAGAAAAUACGCGAAAUAGAAGAAUCAAUGAGAGACAUAGAAUUCAAAGAAACCAAAGGCUUGUCUACAUUCUACUCACAUGUGGACGCUGAUGAACUUGAAGUGACCACUGAAAUGGUGUUUUUGCCUACACUAGUUAAUAAUUCUGCUAUGCGUGACGAUGAAUUCGACGCUACCCAGACAUACUUGUGUAUAAUACCCGGGUUAGAGGGUAACCGUCAACGUUUCCGCACUCUUUGCGAGCGAAUCAAGUUGCCAGCUGUGGUCCUGCAGCCCGGCCUCGACCGGCCAGAUGAAACAGUGCCCAAUCUUGCCAAAAGAUAUGCAGAGACGCUCUUGAAAAAAACUGCACUGAAGCAAAGCUUUUACCUUUUGGGAUAUGAAAGUGGUAUCCUAGUGGCAUUGGAAAUGGCAGCAAUCUUGGAAGAUCACGGAUUAACUGGCACAGUCUUCUGCAUCGGAGCAUCGCCUGACGAAUUACAAGUAAUUCUUAAAGAACAUCUAAGCGAAUAUGAUACCGACGAAGCAUUACGAAUGGCAGUAGCUAGACAUAUCUUCAGUUUGAUGGUAGGGGGGAACACUGAUGGAUUUGAAAAGGCGAUAACAGGUGCUUUCACUUGGAAGGAGAAGUUAGAAGCUUGUUCCCGCUCUAUUCUUGGCAAGGUGUCUCAUUCCGCGCAAUAUACUAAAGAAAUGAUCGAUUGCGCGUAUAGAAGAAUUAAACAAAUCCAAGAUUAUAAGUCUACACCAAGAGCUCUUCGUUCAAAGAUAAUUCUUCUCCGUGCUGCUUCUGUGGGUACUGACAAUCAGUCCUUGCAGAAAUAUUCCAAGCACCCGAUCACUGUAUAUGAUCUAAGUGCGCCGUUAGCUGACUCCGCUAUGGAUUUACGUUGUUCAGCUUUAAUUAAUAAUCAUCUAGAUACAGAACUACUGGAGGAGUUUGAGAAGAAGAAUCUCUGCGAUACUUAUUUGCUCAACGCAGAUACAUUCAUGACUACGUCUAAUGAAAUUUAGAACUUUAAACAAACAUCUAAAUCUUCUUGAAAA
Molecule: messenger RNA, 7075 nt
Organism: Papilio machaon (common yellow swallowtail)
Lineage: Eukaryota; Metazoa; Arthropoda; Insecta; Lepidoptera; Papilionidae
Product: fatty acid synthase
Exons: 40
Coding region: 86-7042 (2318 amino acids)
Biological process (GO): fatty acid biosynthetic process
Molecular function (GO): fatty acid synthase activity; oxidoreductase activity
Source: RefSeq, a predicted model, not a curated record